This is a messenger RNA of Acaulospora colombiana, 624 nucleotides long. The record is from the annotation of a GenBank genome assembly. Lineage: Eukaryota; Fungi; Glomeromycota; Glomeromycetes; Diversisporales; Acaulosporaceae.
AUGUCUCUCUCACGAGCGCUCUAUAACGAAUUCCAGCCCUAUUUCCGCCUAUUCGAAGACCCCUUCGUGUAUCAACCCUCCUCAAGGCGGUCUGUAGGUGACCCCACUGGAUGGCAUCGAUCCAGUCCAGCGCUCAACCUACAGGAAGAAGAGGAUGGAUCUUACGUCAUCGAAGCCGAAGUUCCAGGAGUCAGGAAAGAGAACCUCGAUGUUCGCGUUGGCGAUGGCGGCAGGAGCCUCACCAUCGAAGGUCGUGUCGUGCGCCGCAGUCAACAGCAACAGCAAGACACUCCUCAACAACAGGAAGCAACCACCGCCACUCCUGCUGACACUAGUAAUAACGCAUACCAGAAGUCCUCUUCUACAGCUGUAGUCCCAUCGUCGAAUGGUAAGCAGCCAUCUCUUUGUUCCGACGACCGAGCUGAUACUAAUACUUUGAUUGCAGAUACCGAAAAACAAGUGUCCACCAAUACUUCUUGGGCUGGCAGUCGCACAUUCUCUCGCACCGUGUGGCUUCCACAUGCAAUCAACAGGGAGGGCAUCACGGCCAGGCUCGAAGAUGGCAUCUUGACAAUUCGCGCUCCUAGAGCUAGUCAAGAGGCCUUCAGUGUUCGCGUCGAUUAA